ACGUUAGUUCGGCUGCUCCGCUCGCUCGAUCGGUGGUAAACGCAUUGCCGCUGAUAACCGCGUCCGUCCGAUGGCGACCCAAUGGCGACACAAGCCCGAACAACGGUCCGACCCAGUCGGCCGGCUAGCCUUAGUGCGGGCAGUCUAUCUAUACCGCUUCUCGUGCCGCAUCCUCGGUGGUGCUGCCGCGAUCGAUCGUUCGCUGCGGGGGGGAGGGAGUGAAUUGGACGCGAUCACCCCGCGACCGUGUGGCGGCGCGUAUCGUUUCGCGCCCGGCGCGGCACUAAUCGAUUGAGCGCUCACGAGCGCACGAGAACGGACCGGUGUGGUGGUGGUGCUCAGGGAAACCGCGCAGCAGUAGCAGUACAUCGGCCGUACCUACAUCAACCAUCGUCGCGGUGUGGCUUCAGCUGUUGUACCACUGGCAGGUGGUUGCGAUCGUGAAUACGUGAAUUCACUCACAAAAAUAGUGAAAAAUCAACCACCACAGUUGCUCACUUCCGGAUGCGUUCGCUCGUUCGUGGAAGAUUUGAUACGAUCGGUGUUUGUGUGAUGUGUGUUUGUCUGUUUGUGGUACAAUUUUUUUGAUGUUGGUUUGCUUACUUGUGUGUUAGUGCAGGCACGGUAGAGGUCUCUUCCCACAUCGGUCCCUAUCAGUCCGCCCGCCCUGCAAACGCAUUAGAGUGCGCGAUCAGUUGCUAAUCAUCGUACAGCCGAAGGAUCUAUCUCAUCCGUAUACAACCCCUCCCCCCUUUCCCUCUCUCCCUGUACAUCUGAUGCAUGCAUGUGGCGGUGGCGACGGUGGCAGCACGCCCCAUGGACAGAGUAGACCUGGACUAUGAGUUGUUUGGCACGCGCUCAGUGAGUGUUUCGGCCGCGGUCGCACAUCACAACAACAGUGACCGACUGGAGGGUGGUGUUGGUGGUGGUGGUGGUGUGUAGCAUUAUUUAUUGGUGGCAGAUCAAAACCAUGUCCGGGUCCGCGGGGAGGGGACAAUCGAGCAUAUAUUGCUUGCCGAAGCCUCGGUACAGUUGUGUGCCCGUGUGAACUGCGACAUUGACUCUGCGGGUUCGGGGUGUGAGUGUGUGAGUUUGUGUCGUGUUGGGGCUAGGAUUGUGAAGGUGCUGUUUUGGAGCACUCACGAGUGUGUCUCUACAAGCAGUCGGCAGGAGUUAUCUGGCCGACGAAUCUCUCCGAACUCCGAGGGCACUUCACAAAAGUGAAGGAACGUUAGUGGCACAUGGUUGGGGCAGGGCAGCGAUCCGUGAGCACGGGAAGAAUCUCGUAAUAGACUGUGAAUUACUCUUAGCGCGUUCAGUUCAUCAUUCUAAGGAAAGAAUGCCAUACAAAUGUGUCCGCCUGGUGGUUAACGAAACACGUGAACUAGUGAUAGCAGGUUCGAUCGUGCUAGAUGGAUUAGCUUAGCACCGAGCAACCCUUCGUAACAGUUAGCCGCAAGCCGCAGGUCCGGAGCUGCCAGCCAGCCAGCCAGAACAAUGCCCAACACAAUGGCCGCCCACAUCAACCAGCGCAUCGAGGACCAUCGGAAUUUGGCCGACUGGUCGUACUAUGCGAACGAAACGGCCGGCGAAGAGUACUACGAGAUGCCGAUCGAUAUGCGCUUCAACUCCGGCCACAUCCUCUCGAUCAUGGUGUACACUACACUGAUGGUGUUUUCGGCCACGGGCAACCUUACGGUGCUCAGCAUACUGGCCCAGCGGAAGGUGCGCGCCUCGUCGCGGAUCAAUAUCAUGUUGGCGCAUCUAGCGAUUGCAGAUCUGCUGGUCACCUUUCUGAUGAUGCCACUGGAGAUUGGAUGGGCGUACACGGUUAGAUGGACGGCCGGUGACUUGAUGUGUCGCGUGAUGGCGUUCUUCCGCACCUUCGGGCUGUAUCUGUCCAGCUUCAUUCUGAUCUGCAUAUCGGUGGACAGAUACUUUGCUGUGCUGAAACCGCUCAAGGUGCACGAACAUCGGGCCGUGCUGAUGAUAGCAGCAGCCUGGAUAAUGUCCGGACUGUGCAGUUUACCUCAGGCGUUUAUCUUUCACCUGGAAGGACAUCCAAACAUUACGGGAUACCAGCAGUGCGUAACGUACCACUACUUUGAGGAGGAGAUCUACCAGAUCAUCUACAACGUGCUGGUAAUGUGCCUGAUGUACACCUUCCCGCUGAUUGUGAUCCUCUACUGCUACGGGUCUAUCUACUACGAAAUAUUUAGUCGUACCAAUCCACGCAAUUUAGGUAAAAGGGAACUCCUUCCUUAUCGACGCUCCAACCACGCGCAAUAUUUUCACCUUAUGCCUUGUUUUGCAGAGAGCUUUCGCCGCUCGUCGAUCGAUGUGCUUGGGCGAGCCAAGCGAAAGACGCUACGGAUGACCAUAAUGAUCGUGAUCGUGUUCGUCGUCUGCUGGACGCCCUACUACGUCAUGUCACUAUGGUACUGGCUCGACAAGGAGUCGGCCAAAAAUGUGGACCAGCGAAUACAGAAGGGACUGUUUCUGUUCGCCAGCACGAACAGCUGCAUGAACCCGGUGGUGUACGGUGUCUUUAACGUGCGCAAGAAACACACUAAAAAACUGCUAAAGACGACACACGAGAAAAGCUGCGGCAGUCAUCUGACGAUGAGGGCGUAGGAGCGUUAGUAACAUGGAGUGAAGUGUGUUCCGUGUUGUUGGUGAGGGAGAGAUUUUAGGAUGUUUGCUCCAUUUUAUAGCAUAAGAUAGCGUUACAACUUACAAUUACACUACUCACGGUCUGAAAUACUCUGUAUGUAGCGGCUAUGUACGCAAUAAACCCACGAUUCGGUGGACGUAUCCAUGAAAUGGAAGGAUCAUAA
This is a messenger RNA of Anopheles arabiensis, 2837 nucleotides long. RefSeq names its product gonadotropin-releasing hormone II receptor-like. Gene Ontology annotation, biological process: G protein-coupled receptor signaling pathway. The record is from RefSeq and is a predicted model, not a curated record. Gene Ontology annotation, cellular component: membrane. Gene Ontology annotation, molecular function: vasopressin receptor activity; peptide binding; adipokinetic hormone receptor activity. NCBI's taxonomy places the organism in Eukaryota, Metazoa, Arthropoda, Insecta, Diptera, Culicidae. The coding region runs from base 1498 to 2634 and encodes 378 amino acids. The transcript is spliced from 6 exons.